AAGUUUGUGCUAGACACGACUACGACGGUUUGAUUAGAUAUGCUCUUGUAUCCAGGAUCGUGCUUAUGCAUCAAAGCUGCUUGCAAGCAUACCGCGACUCCUCUAAAUAUCAGUCGGUCAGCGAAACUGUCCCUCUCCUCAUCGAUUUAAGCUCAGUUCUAUCAUCAUUUGGUCAACGAAACUGUUCCUCAUCGAUUUAAGCUCAAUUAUACCAUCACGUCAGCGUGUUACUGUCACGAUCAUAUCUGAAGUAGAGUGGGGAUUUUGAAUACACGAGCACGCGGAAUGUUCUAUAAAACGAUGUCGGUUUGGAUCGUUAUUGUUUUGUGGUCAUUUCACGAGAAGGACAGCUUUGUACUCGCUUCUGAUCGACCUAUAGUAGGCGUGGUGUCACUUGAGCUUACGGGUAUCCUGAAAACCAAGUUUCCCCUCCAUGACGCGUAUAUUGCCGCAUCCUACGUGAAAGCCAUCGAAAGCUCUGGAGGACGAGUUGUGCCCGUUAAAAUCGGACAGAGCGAGGAGUAUUACAGGAGGAUGUUCAAUUCUAUAAAUGGAUUGCUGAUACCAGGAGGCAAUACUUUUUUUAACGGCACGGACAAUUUCUUCACUGCCAGUAGGCUCCUCAUCCAGCUAGCAAUGCAGGCCAACGAUCGUAUGCAUUUUCCGAUUUUAGCAAUUUGUUUGGGAUUUGAGCUUCUGGUGCAUCUUGCUAAUAACGAACAAGAAAUUCGCAAGCGAUGCGAUGGUUUGAUAGAUGUGAAUGUUCCUCUGCAUUUCACGAAAAAAUCUAAAAGCUCCUCUCUCUUCCGAAAUGCGCCCAGACGGAUUACAAGUACCCUUAGAAGCAACGUACCAUAUAAUUAUCACAUAUGGUGUAUUUACUCGGAGGACUUCAAGAACUCUCAAAGUAAUGUUGACUGGAAGAUCCUCACUACUAGUUUCGACCAAUUACGGUCUCCGUUCGUAUCCACUAUAGAGCACAAGAAGUUUCCGAUCGUGGGUGUCCAGUUUCAUCCCGAGAAGCACGCUUAUGAGUGGAGAGAGAACAAACACUAUCUCCAUACUCCAGAGGCAAUUGAAGCCGGAAGAUAUUUUUUUAAUUGGCUCGUCGAGCAAUCCAAAUUGAACGAUCAGUCUUUUGUUUCGUAUCAUGAUGAGUUGCGAUCACUAAUUUUUAACUACCAUCCAACUUUUUCAGGGGCAUACAAUUUGAGCUACACGGAGAUGUACUUGUUCAAGACGGAGGGUUCAGGGGAAGUGCCACCAUAUUUUUUGACUCCCUAAUUAAACUAAAAUAGGCUUCGACUAUCUAUUGCUACUAUCAUUAUAGUUCAAACGUCUUUCUAGUCAUCCCUGUUUUAGAUGUGUAGACUUUAUAUCAUUAUCAAAAACUCAAGCAUUCUUCUUUUUAAAAAAAUAACCAAUACCUGACGCAGAGAGGUUUUUUUUAUCCUUGGUAAUUAGUUUCUUUUUGGUCGCAUACGUUUUUUUGGCACUUCCUCCUAUUCAAAAAUAUGUGCACGGGGUUCGUUCCUCAGGAGAGUGUACUGAGACCACUGGUCCAGUAACAUCUAUCCACUUGCGUAUGCGUAUACCAGUCAAGUCAAUCCAGGUACUGACUUGGGAACGUAUGCAGACAGACCUGAAAGACCUGAGGUGGCACCGUCUUGUAAUCUCUAAAAGGAUGGUUGGUCGGAAGCCAGUCUUCCUAGGCACAAAACUGAAGCUAUAACACCUUGUGAUUGAUCCAGAUAUCUGGGUACAACUCUCGAUAAAAAGCUCAAGUAAGGGGCUCACAUAAAGUCUGAGGCUCUGAGCUAAAGAAAUUAAAGCAAAAUGUGAAAAAAAAAUGUACUUGCUAAUUGGACGUCAAUCUUUACUCUCAGUUGACAAUAAGAUCUGUUUUAUAAAUGGAUGUUUAGACUUUUUUGGAGCUAUGCCAGCAUGUUUUGGGGAUGUGCG
Bemisia tabaci is the source of this 1962-nucleotide messenger RNA. RefSeq names its product gamma-glutamyl hydrolase. Gene Ontology annotation, biological process: tetrahydrofolylpolyglutamate metabolic process. The record is from RefSeq and is a predicted model, not a curated record. Gene Ontology annotation, molecular function: gamma-glutamyl-peptidase activity. NCBI's taxonomy places the organism in Eukaryota, Metazoa, Arthropoda, Insecta, Hemiptera, Aleyrodidae. Gene Ontology annotation, cellular component: vacuole.